Messenger RNA from Manihot esculenta (cassava), 1128 nucleotides. RefSeq lists its product as uncharacterized. NCBI's taxonomy places the organism in Eukaryota, Viridiplantae, Streptophyta, Magnoliopsida, Malpighiales, Euphorbiaceae. The transcript is spliced from 4 exons. Bases 1 to 1128 code for a protein of 375 amino acids. Gene Ontology annotation, molecular function: protein dimerization activity. The record is from RefSeq and is a predicted model, not a curated record.
AUGUCUAUUAUGUUGAGAUUUGUUAAUAAAAAUAGAUAUGUGAAAGAGCGAUUUUUUAGUUUGGUUCAUGUUAAAGGCACUAUUGCAUUAACAUUAAAGGAUGAAAUCCCUUUUGUUCUUUCUCAACAUAAUCUUGAUAUUCAAAGUAUCCGAGGACAGGGUUAUGAUAGUGCGAUUGCUGCAUCAAAAAAAGUUAUUUCUAUUCAUAAUUUUUUUACAAAGUUGAAUUCCAUAAUCAAUAUAGUUGGUGUAUUAUGUAAGCGUACUGAUCAAUUAAAAAUUGCUCAUGCUGAAAAUAUUGCUCAUUUACUUGCUAUUGAUGAGCUUCAAAGUGGAAAGAGGUUAAAUCAAAUUGGUAUUUUGCAAAGGUCAGCGAACAUGCGAUGGAGUUCACAUUUGAAAUCUGUUUCUAGCAUAAUGAACAUGUUUGGUGUGAUAUGUGAGGUUCUACUACAUAUAAUUGAUGAUGGAGUUACAUCGGCUCAGCAUGGAGAAGCAGAUCUUCAAUCUCAAGAUAUUUUGAAUGCAAUGCAUCUUGUUUUAUUAACAAAGUCACUCAUUCAAAAGUUGAGAGAUGAAGGAUGGGAUGACUUAAUCACCAAAGUGAUAUCUUUUUGUAAAUUAGUUAACAUAUAUGCACCAAAUUUGAAUGCUUUUUAUGUUGCAAGGAGAGAAAGAGCUCGCUAUCAACAAGAUGAAAUUACAAUAGAGUAUCAUUAUAGAAUUGAUAUUUUCAAUGCUGUGAUUAACUCUCAAUUACAAGAAUUGAACAAUAAGUUCAACUAUCAUAUAGUAGAAUUGCUUAGUCUUAGCUCAGUUUUAGAUCCCAAAGAGAUGCAUGCAUCAUUCAAAACUAAUGAUAUUUGCAAAAUGGUAGAAAAAUUUUAUCCUCAAGACUUUGUUGAAUAUGAGAUGGUGCAACUAAGGGUACAAUUUGAGCAUUUUGAUCACGUGCGACAACUUUUUGAAUUUGGAGCAUUAUCAACUAUCUCUGAUUUGUGUCAAUGGUUAAUGAAAACAAGAAAGUUCGAGAUAUAUCCACUUCUAUAUCGAGUGGCAACUCUUAUUUUUACUCUUCCAGUUUUUACAGUUACUACGGAGCGAUCCUUUUCAAAUGGUUCUUUGUAA